Periophthalmus magnuspinnatus is the source of this 709-nucleotide messenger RNA. It is a transcript of the gene serp1, whose product is annotated as stress-associated endoplasmic reticulum protein 1. The transcript has 3 exons. Gene Ontology annotation, biological process: endoplasmic reticulum unfolded protein response. Gene Ontology annotation, cellular component: endoplasmic reticulum. The record is from RefSeq and is a predicted model, not a curated record. NCBI's taxonomy places the organism in Eukaryota, Metazoa, Chordata, Actinopteri, Gobiiformes, Gobiidae. The coding region runs from base 105 to 299 and encodes 64 amino acids.
AAAGUCCCCACUUCCCCUGCCUUCCACCGGGACUAAAGACGCUCCGAAACCGCGUCCAAAAGCACCGAAACCGAGUCCAAACCGAGCCGAACCUCCAGCACAAAAUGGUGGCCAAACAGAGGAUCCGGAUGGCGAACGAGAAGCACAGCAAGAACAUCACACAGCGCGGGAACGUGACCAAGUCCACGAGGAGUCUGGAGGACAAAGGCGUGGGCCCGUGGCUGUUGGCGCUCUUCAUCUUCGUCGUCUGUGGAUCAGCCAUUUUCCAGAUUAUCCAGAGCAUCAGGAUGGGCAUGUAACCACGGCAACUCUUUGGGGGCGGGGCUAAGGCUCUGAAGGACAGGUGCUGCAGCCACGCCCCCUUCUUGAACUCUGACCUCUGACCUUGACAUCACAUGGCAUUCCUUUUUUUUUUGGAAAUCGGAUUCAAAACUGGACCAAACAGGAUCUGAAUCAAGGACUAAAGCAGGACCAAAACCCAGACCAGGACUGGACCCGGUCUGGACCCGGUCUGGACCCGGUCUGGACCCGGUCUGGACCCGGUCUGGACCCGGUCUGGACCUGGACUUUGAAGAACAUUAUUGUGAUCAAUCCCUCAUUUGUAUAAAGUCCUUCAAACACACGUCGGGUUUGAACUCGUCGGUGAUUUGGAGAUUCGCCUUAAAAUAUUUUCGUAAUUGUUAAAUUUAAUAAAAAAUGUGAAAACCUU